AGCAUUUCAGCUCCGCGCUUCACGCGUUGGUACCGCGCGCCGGCACCGAGUUCUCCAGCCAUGGAGAGGUGACUGGCCCGGGCUCAUCUAAGUCCUCAGCUUGGUCCUCCAUGCCUUAUGGUCGUCAUCCCAUCAGUCAUUCCAAGUCUCUUCCAUCCCUGAGUGACCCCAGAAAAGGCCCCAGCUUCACGACGGCCCCGCGCUUCGGGCGUGAUCUGCCCACGGCUCAUCGGUCGAGCCUGAGCCGGGCCAGUUCACAGACCAGGGAGCCAGGGUCGCCGGGGAAAAGCAAGACAGGAGGAUAUCGAGAUCAAGCCCGACCGGUGGCGCCACAGCAUGAGGGCAAGGCUCCGUGGAAGCAGGUGCGCGAGGAGCUCGUCCCCGCCGAGGUGCGCGAAGAAGUGAAGCGCCUUGCACGUCCGACUGGCGGCGGCGUGGUCAUCGAGAUGCAAUGGGGAAGCAGUGCAUAUCUGCCCGCGCACAACGGAGGGCUCAAAUACCGGGAGUAUGCCAGCCGCUUGCAAGAGCUCCUGUCCGGCCGGCUCUCACGAGGAUCCGAGCUGCCAGUGCACAUCGUGGACCAGCCGAUGCGCUUCAAGAAGAAAGUGAGUGGGAUCUAUGAUCAAUUCUCUGACUGGGAAAGGGCCUGCAAGUUGGUGGCUUCCAACCGUUCCUUUGACUCGGCCACUGCCAGCCGGGUGGGGGCCUUCGAAGUGCAUGUGGUUCAGAGCAACUGGCAUGCCAACCUUUGCGCAGGGAAAGUGGAGGGCAACCAAGCGCACGGUGGCCCACCAGUCUGUGGGCCACAAGGCAUUCUCUGCACGGCGUGCGCUCAACGUGCCGAGGGAGAUGCUUCGGUUUCUUCCGGAGGAGGUGGUGGAGGCAUGCGAGAGCAACACACCCUGUGUCAUUCCAAGCUUUGGUCCCGACACUGGCCCGACCUCUGGUGCGUGCUCGCGAGCAUCGGCACGCUGACCAUUCGAGAGGCGCCGGGCGCCCAAAAGCCGCUGCAACUUUGGGAGGUGCCGGUGCCCUUGCCAACACCAGCGGGUGAAGCACUCAAGUCGUGUGAGUUUGUUUUGCGGCAGAGCUUCCAGGCGAGUUCUGAGCAAGAAGAGCGACGUGAUGAACGAGGAAAGGCAGAGCAGCAAUGGAGUCAACUUCGAGAAGCCUGCAAGGCGGAAGAGCAACAGCUUCGCCGCGAGUACGAGGCGGAGCUUGAGCAAGGCCAAAAGGAAGCAGAGAAGAUCUAUGUGAAGCUCUGCCUCUCGCUGGUGCGAAGGGUUUCGGAUCAUGGCUUGGACGUAAGCCGUCUUCAAAACGGUGAAGCUACGGCAGAAGAGGCUCAUCGAACGCUCUUGGAAGCCAUUGAGUUGAAUGAGAGGCGGAAAGAUCAAGUGUCAGGUUGGUAUGAGGAGGUCAAUAGCUGGAGAGGAAGAUCCUUGCAAGAGAAGGAAAUGUUUGAUGCGAUCCUGCAACAGCGACCAGAUGUGGAACGCAUGAUUGGAACCUCCAACGAGGAAGCGGAAGUGGAAGCGUUGCAGGGUGAAAUCCAACGCAAGCAAGAGGAGAUGCGAGAGGCCACUCGAAGCCACGACAAAAAAGAGAUAUAUCAAGGUAAAAUCCACGAGCUGACGCACAAAUUUGAUCGGCAGUUGGAGAAGUACCUGGAAUCACUUGGGCUCUGAGUUGGAUGGUCGCUUGAGGGUCACUGCAACAAUCUGAGGGGCGUUUCCUCGGAUGUAUCUUUUUUUUUCAGAUGAGGCAUGUCAGACAGAGGGCUGUGGUUGACUCAGGGAAAACUCAGUCUGC
Messenger RNA from Durusdinium trenchii, 1812 nucleotides. The record is from the annotation of a GenBank genome assembly. Lineage: Eukaryota; Dinophyceae; Suessiales; Symbiodiniaceae.